This is a messenger RNA of Centropristis striata (black sea bass), 4570 nucleotides long. RefSeq names its product solute carrier family 41 member 1 (gene slc41a1). The coding region runs from base 1114 to 2769 and encodes 551 amino acids. The transcript has 11 exons. Gene Ontology annotation, cellular component: plasma membrane. Lineage: Eukaryota; Metazoa; Chordata; Actinopteri; Perciformes; Serranidae. The record is from RefSeq and is a predicted model, not a curated record. Gene Ontology annotation, biological process: monoatomic cation transport. Gene Ontology annotation, molecular function: monoatomic cation transmembrane transporter activity.
CAAUUGCACUUUACUUAACUGGACCUUUAUUGUUUACUACUUGUGUUGCUUGGAAUUUCCCUGACAGCUCUGCUCGUAACGAGGAGUGGGUGUUAACUUUGAAAGGUUUAGCAGGAAUUGUUGUUGUUGCAUUGCUUGUUAUUGACUCUGUGUGACACUCGGCUGCAGAGGAUGUACGCAGCACCUCUGGUAAUGGGAUCAUAUUUUUAGCCGCCGGGAGGAAAUUUGGCGCUGGAUCAAACUGUUUUUAAACUCACUCACGGUCUCUCCUCACUUCUGCCCUCAUGUCAGCGGAGAGUGAAGUAUUUCUGCUUUGGUUGAAAUAGUCUGAUAGUCUAUAUGAGGAGCUCACAGGGCACUUUUUGUUAAUCAAAGUGAACUCAUGGUUUUUAAGGAGAUUUUGUCAUUCUAAAUAUUCGUUUUCAAGAUUCUAGCAGUUGUGUUUUAAAUCUGUGGUGACUGUCCACGCUGGUUGGAGAGGUACUUUAUCGCAGGCAGUAAUUCAAUCUUCAUACUGCAGAUCUUUAAAUAUCUCCCUGGAAAACCUCCCAGCAGCCACGUGGUGUAAGGUGAGACAUUUCCAGCCUGGUACACUCACCAGUCUGACACGAUCAGUGUGAGAGCAUGACCAGUCUGCUCUGCAAUCUGCCCACUUCACACCUCUGAUUUGACUUUUCUUUAGCUUAUACUGAACUUUAAAGGAGUGACUACAAGAGACUGGAGGGGAUUUCUGUGGUGAGUCCCCAAAGCCGAUUGUUUUCCUUUCUCUUGUGUUUUGAACCAGUAUGCUCUCUUCUUUUUUUGGCCGGUCUACCCUGAGCACCUUGCAGUGAAUGGAGAACAUACUGGUUCUGCUCCCGAAGCACCGACAGGAACACGGGCUCUGCAGACGCACGGCUGCAUGUGCCUUGCUGCAGGUUUUUUCCUCCAGAGCAGUUUUCUCCUGGUCUUUAGUAGCGACUCACACUCCCUGUAAGCCUCUUUAAUGGGAUAAAUCAAUUGGACUGAUCAGGUUUAAAACCAGAUCAGGUGGUCAAUUCCAUUCUGACUUCCCCAAAACUCGAAGGCUAAGACCUUUUCUUGUCAAGCCCACUGUCUUCCAAAGGCUUCCGCAUGGUACUUUGGUCGAAAGAACUAGACAAAGUCCCUGACAUCGACAUGUCCUCCGGGGCCAUUGAGGUGAAGAAGGAGGGAGGCCCCCCGGCUCCGGCCCUACUCAACUCCAACUGCUCCGCUCCUCCGCUGAUCCUCACCAAGGGUCCUGAGGAGGUGAUCCCUGGCCCUGGGGGCGAGUUUGAGCUCACAGAGGUCACAUCGUUCACAGAGAGGGCCGGUGAGACCGGGGAGGAUGAGGAGAGGGCGGAGAUCGUGGUGGCCAUGGACUGCCGGGCCAACGCCAAAGGUCAGCGGGAAGAGGACGCUCUCCUGGAGAACGCAAGCCAGAGCAACGAGAGCGACGACACCAGCACCGACCAGAGCCCAGAGCCACCGGCCCCCCUCAAGGAGACCUCCUUCUCCAUUGGUCUGCAGGUGGUCUUUCCCUUCCUGCUGGCCGGGUUCGGGACAGUGGCAGCUGGAAUGGUGCUAGACAUCGUCCAGCACUGGACGGUGUUUACCGAGGUGUCAGAGGUGUUCAUCCUGGUUCCAGCACUGCUGGGGCUCAAAGGCAACCUGGAGAUGACGCUGGCCUCCAGACUCUCCACAGCGGCUAACAUUGGUCAGAUGGACACAGCCAAGAACAUGUGGAAGAUGAUCAUGGGGAACUUGGCUCUCAUCCAGGUCCAGGCCACAGUGGUGGGAUUCCUGGCCUCCAUAGCUGCUGUGAUCUUCGGCUGGAUCCCAGAGGGACACUUCAGGUUGGGCCACGCAGUGCUGCUGUGUGCCUCCAGCGUGGCUACUGCCUUCAUCGCCUCUCUGCUGCUAGGGCUCAUCAUGAUCGGUGUGAUCAUUGCGUCCAGGAAAGUCGGCAUCAACCCUGACAACGUGGCCACACCCAUCGCUGCUAGCCUGGGAGACCUGAUCACCCUGUCCCUGCUGGCAGGCAUCUCAACUGGACUGUACAAGGAACUAGAGUUCAAUGACUAUGCCAACCCACUGGUGUGUGCGGUGUUUGUGGCGUUGUGCCCCCUAUGGGUGCUGAUAGCCAGGAGGAUCCCAUCCACCAGAGAACUCCUCUACUCCGGUUGGGAGCCAGUCAUCAUCGCCAUGGCCAUCAGCAGUGUUGGUGGUUUGAUCCUCGACAAGACAGUCACCAACCCAAACUUUGCUGGCAUGGCUGUCUUCACUCCGGUCAUCAACGGUGUGGGAGGUAACCUGGUUGCCGUUCAGGCCAGUCGAAUCUCCACCUAUCUGCACAUGAACGGUCUACCCAUGGGGGAUCCCAACCCCACCCCCAGGAAGUGCCCCACACCCUGCACCUCCUUCUUCGGCUCCUCUGUGAACUCUCGUUCAGCCCGUGUGCUCUUCCUCCUGGUCGCCCCGGGUCACCUCGUCUUCCUCUACACCAUCAACUCCCUGAGGGGGGGACACACCACCCUGACAGCUGUCUUCAUUACCUUCUACCUGGCUGCUGCACUACUACAGGUGAUAAUCCUUCUCUACCUGGCAGACUGGAUGGUGCACUGGAUGUGGGGCCGAGGCAUGGACCCCGACAACUUCUCCAUCCCCUACCUGACGGCUCUGGGUGACCUGCUGGGGACCGGCUUCCUCGCCCUCUGCUUCCACAUGCGCUGGUUUAUUGGGGACAGGGACGCUAACUCGGGCAACUGAAUGCAUGCAGACACGCACAAAAAAAGACAAAAAAAAAGUCAUAUACUCUACGCUUGCGUGCACGGACAGCGAUAAACAUCACCCGUAUGCGUGAACAUUAUCAGCAAGUGGACAUUGUCUACUAUAAAAGGGCUAAUCUCCUGAAGGGCUCUGAUUGAUGGUAUAGCACUUGUAGGACACUGAUGCACCUCAGCAGCCACCCAGAAGCCUGACAGUAUCAGCUUGUUUCAGCUUAGAAACACUGGAAACAUAUCAAGCAGUGAACACAACUCCACCUGAUGGACCCCGCCCCACAAACUACACUACUCCUCCCAUAUUUGACCUAAUAACUCAGUCCUACUACUUUUGUUAUUAUUUUACUAUUGAAAAUGAUUCUUAUUUUUGGUAAAUAAUGCAUUUGAUAUGAAUGGAUGUGUGCAGGGCCAGUCCUCAUUAUUUUCAAUGGGGACGUUAGCCCUCCCGUUUUUAAAGAUCACAUUUUAACACUUGAAACAGCAAAAAAUACAUCCAAACGAGCCUAGAAUGCUUAAUCACCAAGUGCUUAGUCUUAUAUACAGAAUGAAUAUUAAUGCAUAUGUGUCUCAUUUCUGAUUCAGUGCAUAGGGCUAGCGGUUCUCUCUGUUUUAAAACUGGCCCGGUGACAGCAGGAAGCAGGAUUGGGGGGGUUUACUACAGGGGACUGGACCACAAACGUAACAAGCUAAAUCCCUUUUGGCUCCCAUCAGCGAAUGGCUUAAUUUGAGUGAAACAGGAACAGAAAAUCAUCUAAUUCCCACGCUUACUUCCCCUCACUUCUGGCCUGGAGAAUUAGGAAUAUCAGAUCUGAGGUCAGAUCACAACCCAACUUAUGUCAGCCACUACAGGAGGGGAUUUACCUCUCACUUGUUAACCGUUUAAAAUCAACUCAUUAAUACCUAUUUAAAAAAUUCUGUUUAUGAGGAGCUCACACACACUCUAGUCUCUAUUUUAUUCCACACACUGCUCCAUUUUUUGGUCAAACCUUCUAAAAAACUGCCAUUAUGAAACACCCUGAUUAAGAUUCUUCUUUGAGCGCAGGAACAGUGGGAAAUAGCACGUGGAAAAUGGCCAGAAAAGUGUCAGUUAGGAAUGUGUCAGUACACCUUACACACAAACACACAGCUCACUGUUGGCUGCUGCUCACUGUGGGUUAUUAUGUGAUGCUGAGAGGUCGGAGAGGUGUUGUUUUGCUGUGUGAGCUGCUCCAGGUGACGGUAGCAUCAGUCCCCCUGUCUGACACCAUCUGCCAACUCUCUACUGGAGCAGGAGAGUUGUUGUUGUUGUUGUUGUGUUGCCCAAGCAAGGCUUAUAGUAAGUGACAAGAGGCUCAACAUGCUGCAACACACUGGAAACCCUGCAGAGCUCAUCAUGUUCACACAUGGUAGAGUGUGAAAGUGUGUUGCCUUAUCCAGGAUGAUCUCACUCAAGUUCAGCUGUCUGAUAGCACACGGCAGGUUCUGAAAGCUGAUAUUUUGUGUGGACAUUGGAUUUUUUUUUUUAAUAUGACAAUUGUAAUUCCCAAAAAGCAUUCAGACAGUCUAAUGAUUUGUGGGAAUCAACAAAGGAACUGAAUCUUACCAAUCAAAGACAGCCCAGUGAAGUUGUUUGAGGAGGGUUAACUGUCAGGUCAGUGGCUACAGGACGUUUGUAGUAUUGUUCUUGGUAUGUGUUUUCAUUCUGCAGCCUCUAGAUUCAGAUUCACCCAACGAUCAGUUUUUAAAGUUGUCCAAGGGCCCAGUCAAACUAGAGCUGAUUAGGGCUGGGCGAUAUGGUUUUAGUUUUG